CCUAUAAAAUGAGCCAGUUUGAAGAGCUGGUCAGAGUAUACUGAAAGAGAGGGAAGGAGUCAGCUCCAGAAGGAGAAGCCGUAGCAAUCCCAGUAACCAACCUCCAAGAACUGAAUUAGCACCAAGGACAGAGAACAAGUGUAGGUCUUUGUGACUACACAGGAAUCCAGUUCCUAGGACAGCUGGAGGCAUCCACCCGAACCUGCCUCAAUCGCUAGGAGCAGCUCAACCGCUGUGCAACAGAAAGAACAUUUCUUGGCUGGGUCCAGAGAGAUGGAACACAGAGGCAGCUUCCAGCUCCUGAUGACCCUGACCCUCUUAGGGGUUCUUUACUCACAAACCUUGGCAUUGCCUCUCCUGGGGACAUAUUCCACUAUGAGGCUUGGCCACACACUGCCAUUUGAUGGGGCAAAUGAGCCUGAUCAAACUCAAGAUUCUUUAAAGUCUGACACUGACAUUUUGCAGAGCUCAUUGCCAGAAAAUGACAAAUCCUAUAUCGAUGCAUCCAGAACGAUGGACAGAAACACCAGGCAUGCUGAUGGACUUUUCACCAGUGGCUUUAGCAGACUCUUAGGUCAGCUUUCAGCAAAAAAGUAUUUGGAAUCCCUUAUUGGAAAAAGAGUAAGCAAUAACCUUCCUGAAGAACACGGACAAGCUAAACGCCACUCUGAUGCAGUCUUCACUGACAACUACACCCGCUUUCGGAAGCAAAUGGCUGUGAAGAAAUAUUUAAAUUCCGUUUUGGCCGGAAAGAGAAGCGAGGAAGACUCUGCCAACCUACCAGAAGAAUCGGAGAUGAAUGAACCCAACCUCUCCGAGACUGAUGAAGAUGCACUUAUAGCAGAGUUGCUGCAUCACUUCCUAGUGAGUUCUUGAAGGAGAUCUAUGAUGAACAGAAAUUCCUAUUUUUUGAGAUCUACACAAGUAGUUCAGAUAAAUGACUUCAAUAUCAAAACCAAAACAAACAUAUAGUGUAGUGAAAAUUGUGAUUUAUUUGAUUCUAAUGUAAAGUGAUGUUUACAACUGUAAAUAUUAUUUUAGAGAUCUCUAUCUAAAGCUAGCCUUGAAUUCAUGAAAAUCCUGUAAUUUCAUAUGCUGUGUAUCCUCUCUUUCAAUAAAUGCAUUUAAAAAGUGAAGAGCAUAAUGGGACAGUGUCCACGUAUAACUGACUUAUUAGAAGAUGGUUAUGUUGUGUGAUGGAUCCAGUAGCAGAAACUCAUAGCUCUGUAGCCCAUCCCAUAGGAAAAAGUGCCACCUGUCAUCAGUAAAUCCAACUAUUACAAAAAUGUUGAAGAUGAAUUCUCUACCAAAUUCUGAACAAAUCCAUCCAAUAAAAUACCACUCAAAUGAAAAGAAGGCUUUGCCAGAUGUGGAUUUUUUAUAGCACCAUAUGCAUUUCCUUCUAAUUCAAUAGCAGAGAAUUGAACAUGCCUCCAUGCAUUAGAAACAGAUUCCUGAUAUCUAGCUCUUGAAAUGCCAGUACCUGGCUGAACAGAGAGGCUGACACUGCUAGAAUUCUCUCAUCUGACCCCACUGAUUUCUGGAUAGAAGGUUCUGGAUAAGCACUGAGUACAGUGUUUUGCACACAGCAAGCACUAAGUAAAUACAACUGAAUGAAGGUUUGUACCAGCUCAAUGAAAUGGGUUGUUCUUCCACAAUAAUAGUAAAGCUUUUCUCAAGAAACAAUCUUCAAAGCCCUUUGCUGGUAUCAGCAGUCCUUACAUAGAAAAGUAAACCUGAAGACAACUAUUUUUACAAUAUGAAUGUAACUAAUGAAAUAUGUAGACAAUAAAGACAUUUGUUUAUCACUGCAAA
Messenger RNA from Ornithorhynchus anatinus (platypus), 1815 nucleotides. It is a transcript of the gene VIP, whose product is annotated as vasoactive intestinal peptide. The transcript has 7 exons. NCBI's taxonomy places the organism in Eukaryota, Metazoa, Chordata, Mammalia, Monotremata, Ornithorhynchidae. Gene Ontology annotation, cellular component: extracellular region; neuron projection; perikaryon. Bases 274 to 876 code for a protein of 200 amino acids. Gene Ontology annotation, biological process: negative regulation of potassium ion transport; learning or memory; positive regulation of endothelial cell proliferation. Gene Ontology annotation, molecular function: neuropeptide hormone activity; peptide hormone receptor binding. The record is from RefSeq and is a predicted model, not a curated record.